GCCGAUUAAAGAUGGCGCCGUCUCAUGUACUAAGAUGCUGUCAACGGGUUUUAGCUUGGAUACCUGUUAUUUUUAUCGCCCUGGUCGUAUGCUGGUCCUACUACGCGUAUGUCGUGGAGCUGUGUAUCUUCACAAUCCCAAACACUGGAGAACAAAUCGUCUACCUGAUCAUAUUCCACCUGUCGUUCAUCAUGUUCGUUUGGUCCUAUUGGAAGACUAUCUUCACCAAGCCUGCAAACCCCUCAAAAGAGUUCUGUCUUCCCAAAGCAGAUAAGGAGCAGUAUGAGAAAGAGGAGCGACCCGAGUCCCAGCAGGAGAUUCUGAAGAGAGUAGCCAAGGACCUGCCCCUCUACACACGCACUGGGACAGGGGCUAUUCGAUAUUGUGACCGCUGUCAGGUGAUCAAACCAGACCGGUGUCAUCACUGCUCCGCCUGUGACAUGUGUGUGUUGAAGAUGGAUCACCAUUGUCCCUGGGUGAACAACUGUGUGGGCUUCUCCAAUUAUAAGUACUUCAUCCUGUUCCUGGCCUACUCUAUGGUGUACUGCGUGUUCAUCGCUGCCACCGUGCUGCAGUACUUCAUCAAGUUCUGGACACUUUGCCGGAGGAAAUCUGCAGAGAAUUGUCCGAAGAAUCAGCUGCCCGACACUCACGCCAAAUUCCAUGUCUUAUUUCUCUUUUUUGUGGCGGCCAUGUUCUUCAUCAGUAUUCUGUCACUCUUCAGCUACCACCUGUGGCUUGUGGGAAAGAACAGAUCCACCAUAGAGGCCUUCAGGGCACCGGUCUUUAGAAACGGUCCUGAUAAAAACGGCUUCUCUCUGGGGUUCAGUAAGAACAUUGCACAGGUGUUUGGGGACCAGAAGAAGUUCUGGCUGCUGCCUGUCUACACAAGCUUGGGUGAUGGACACACAUUCCCAACUAGGCUGGUGAAUAUUGAUCCAGAGCAGCCGACUGUGGAUCUGCAGCCCAGCAUUAAAAGCAGCACCAUAGAUGGACCAGCCAACCCCAGACCCCUGAGCGAGUCACAGAACCGUCUCCUUGGCAAUGACCAGCACUAUGCCGAAGACAACCCGGACAGAGAUGCCAUUAAGACAGAAGGAGACCAGACAGUCACAGUUACCAUGGAGAGUGAGUCAUAACGAGAGCAGGGGGAGCGAGGUGGUGGGUUAUCAGACUGUUCCUUUGAAUCACAAGGACUACCUGCACGUACUCAGCGGAGACCCCCCCCCCCAGCCCAGAAACGACAGAGCCAUCAAAUCUGAUGCCUUAAAAUUUCACACAAUGUCAUCUGUCACCAUGGACACCAUCCCUGUUACCAUUGAAACAACCUCCUCAGAACAGCAUUUGUGUCAUCUUGGACACCACCUCCUGGGUCAACAGUGCAGCGGUCAGCCUCCCUCAUUGUUUGUGCCAGCAGAAUGUUGGGUGUAUACACACACACACACACACACACACACACACAUAUGCACACACUCCCUAUCUUUAUAGCUUGCCAAAAAGACACACCAAUGAUUUUUAAAAAUGAUUAUUUAUCACAUACUCUCUCUGGGACUGUCUGUCUCUGCAUUGUUUUCAAGCCAAAAAAAAUGUUUCUGCACUAGGCCAAAUGAAUUGACUUUGCAAAACUUGAAAACAGUAUUUGCGUAGAAAUAUUAAUCAAAUGAUUGACUACACUACAGGAUUUGCAAAUGUAACUCAUCAAUCGAUUUGUCUUGAAGACUUACGCAAGAAUCCAGGAGCAGGAGCGGACUGGAUCUAUUCCUGGUCCUCAGGUGUGUCUUGGUGGAAAGGCCGACAUCUAAAGGAUUUGCUGCUUCUUGUCUGAGGCAGAAUCUUUUUUUUUUUUUUUUUUUCUUUUCUAU
Megalops cyprinoides (Indo-Pacific tarpon) is the source of this 1862-nucleotide messenger RNA. RefSeq names its product palmitoyltransferase ZDHHC20-like. The transcript is spliced from 14 exons. Gene Ontology annotation, molecular function: protein-cysteine S-palmitoyltransferase activity. Lineage: Eukaryota; Metazoa; Chordata; Actinopteri; Elopiformes; Megalopidae. The coding region runs from base 12 to 1139 and encodes 375 amino acids. Gene Ontology annotation, cellular component: endoplasmic reticulum; Golgi apparatus. Gene Ontology annotation, biological process: synaptic vesicle maturation; protein targeting to membrane; peptidyl-L-cysteine S-palmitoylation. The record is from RefSeq and is a predicted model, not a curated record.